AUGAUUUCCACAAUAAUUCUUCGAAGAUUCUCGCAUGCCGUGCCAAGCACUUCGAAAAUGUACAUAGAUUAUUCAUUUUCCGAUGAAAUUUUGAGGAAAAAUAACAAUGAAAUUGUAAACAAAUCGAUGAAAUUUAUGAGCACAAUAUUUGAAGAUGGGAAACUUUUGAGCGAAAAGAAACAAAUGAUUUAUAGCACCAGAAGAAUGUUAGAACGUAGUUUUCAAAAUAAUGGAAUGAUUCUUGUACCAAUUGGAAGUGCUUCAAAUCAAUUAUUGAGUUCGAAUUCGGAUUUAGAUGUGGUAAUUUUUUUUCGAAAUUCUUAGUUUUUGAAACGUUGUUAAUAAAACCAGAAAAAUCAGAAAUGAAAUAAAACAAAACACGUGAAAUAUUUUUUAAGUUUAGACGUAGCGACAUGAGUUUUCAUUUUUAUUUUUUUUCAAUUUAAAUUCAUUCAGAAAUAAAUACAUUUUUAGGUUCUUCUACCUUCAAAGGAUACGGAAAAAUGCAAAAAGUUUUUAGAAAGAUUCAACAAAAAUGAGUUUUUCAGAACGUGAGUUGUAGAUAUCUUCAAAAAUACGUCUUAUAUUCCUUUUUUAUUCAGAAGUUACAUGAAUGAUGUUCGAGAUAUAAUAAAACGUAAUAAAAUAUCAAAAAGCGCAAUAUCUUCGAUUCGAAAUGCAAAAGUUCCAUUAGUUAUGUUUCAAGCAAAAAAUGGAAUUCAUGUUGAUAUUCAAUUCGGAAAUAUCGAGCCAAUUCGAAGUUCGUUGUUUGUUAGAACUUGUGUUGAGGUAAAGGAGGAUAUUCCAAUUUUCAAGUAAAAUUAUAACUAUUCAAUAAUUUCCAGUUUGAUGAGCGAGUUCGGCCAAUUAUUUUAUGGAUGACUCAAAAAUUUCUGGAUGUCGGUAUUCUUGACAGUAAAAAUGGGUUUUUCUCAAAGUAUCAUGUCAAUUCUCUCGUUUUGCAUUUUCUCCAGGUAAGUGAAUAUGGAUUUUCAAUAAUUGAGAAAAACUUAUUUCUUUUAGACAAUGCCCUAUCCUAUUUUACCCGAUAUUAUCAAACUUUCCCCUUGGCUCGAUAAAAGUUGUAAAUAUUGGAAUGCUGUUCAAGUUCUUGGAAAACAGGUAAAAAAAUGUUUGAAAAAAUUUUUUUUAGAUGAAAUUUAAAAAAAAAUUAGUUUUUCAGGGUUCUUUGUAUAUUCCUUCAAAUGAAAUUCCAAAUGAGCUAAACUUUGGGGAAGUUAUUGUACAGAUGAUCGACUAUUUUUCGCAGAUUGAUUUUAACAAAUGUGCCAUAGAUACACGCGGAAACUUGCUAGAAAGGUGAGUCACUUUUUUUCGGGAAAUUUUGAAGGCCGAUUCUGAUUAUGAAAAAGUGGGCUUUUUGCGGCAAUUCGGACUGAAAUAUUGGGACUGGUUCAAAAUAUCCAGUUUUCCGAAAAAUCGAACUUGAACAAUUGCAGAUCCGAUUUGACAUCGUCUUUCCAAUUAAUCGAUUCAUAUUUCUCGAUUCCAACAACAUGUCGGGUUUUGAAUGCUUCAAAUGUUCUCAAAAGUUUUUUCGCUUCUCAUAAAUUAAAUCUUGAAAAAAGCGAGUUUGAUAAAGUGUUUUGUUAGUAAUUUUUAUUUUUAUUCAAAAAAAACAUUCAAAGGGUUUGAAAUCCCUCAUUUUAUUUGAAAAAUACGAAGUUCAGAUUAAAAACAUUUAUGUUCAGAUGAAACGAGUUUUGAGGCCACCUGAAUGUGUUCGUGGAAUGAUGAAACUGGAAAAAUCAAAAUUUGAAACAUCAAUCGAUUUUCCAACUUUGAGAAUUGCAACAGAAGAUAUUUCUUUAAUCACAAGAAGAGUUCGAUUGGAAAAAUAUCUAAUUGGACAUAAAUUCAAGGAAUUGAAAAAUAUCAUGAAUUCAAGUAUUGAGUCAGAAAAGUUUCUAGUAUUCCAUCCAGAAAAAGUUGAGAAUCAAGAAACUAAGUCAGAAAUUCUGGCAUUACUUCAAAAUGAGCUUGGAGAAGAGAAAGUGAACAAUUUGGAAUGGUCAGAAAUGCGAAAAGUUUUGACAUUUGAUAAUUGGGAUCAAAAAAGUCUAAUUAAAUCGAUCCUUCCGGAAAAUUUGGAUUAUAGUAGUUAUACUCAAACUGGACAUAUUGUACAUUGCAAUUUUGCUGAUAAUAUUCUUCCAUAUCGAUUUAUUUUAGCUGAUAUUUUAUUGAACAAAGUGAAACAAUGUCGAACUGUUGUGCAAAAAGGUUCAUCAAUCACAAAUAUUUAUCGAAAUUUGGAUCUUGUUUUGUUAGCCGGAGAAGAAGAUUAUAUAACUGAAUUGAAAGAAGAUGGAUUGAGAUUCAAAUUGGAUUUUAGUAAAGUUUAUUGGAAUUCUCGUUUGAGUCAAGAACAUUCGAGAUUAAGUUCGAAAUUCGAUCAAUUUUCAAUUGUUUAUGAUAUUUGUUGUGGAAUUGGACCAUUUGUAUUACCAGCUUGGAGAAAGAAAAAACCGAGAAGAAUUUUGGCAAAUGAUUUGAAUCCGGAUAGUGUGAAAUGGUUGAGGAAAAAUAUUGAGAUUAAUAAGGUGAGAUUUUCAAUUUUUUUUUAAAUUUUCUGAGUUCCGAAACUUUCAGAUCAAAUCUGAUGCCAUUGAAGUUUAUAAUAUUGAUGGACAUGAAAUGAUCAAAACAAUAAUUCCUGAUGACGCGAUUCGAUUGAUGAAACAAGAAGACUUUGAAAAUUCUGAAAAAUCCGAAAUUCACAUUGUUAUGAAUUUACCAGCCUAUGCCACUAAUUUCUUGCCAAGUUUCCGCGGAAUUCUGAGAAAUAAAAAUAUUGAAGAAAUAAGUGAGCAAAGAAGGUACAAAUGGAAUGUUUACUGUUAUUUAUUUGCAAAAGUGAGUUUGGCGAAAAUACAUAAAUUAGAGAAAAUAUAAUUGAUUUUAUUUUCAGAGUUCUAUUGAUGUUCCAGAUGAUUGGUUUGAAAAAGAAGCUAGAAGAAUGUGUGAUGAUAUUAUAGAUUGGGAAGAAUCCAUGGUCAAAAGUUGUCAUAAUGUGAGUUUUUUUUUCAAAAAAAAAACUGCUGCGAUAUGUUUAUUUUUCAGAUUCGAACUGUGUCUUCGCGCAAAGAAAUGUUUUGUGUACACCUUGAAAUUCCAUAUUCGUAUCUCACAGCCGAACUAAAAAAUGAGAAUGAACAGGAACCAAUUCCGAAAAAGUCAAAAAUUGAGGAAUAA
Molecule: messenger RNA, 3216 nt
Organism: Caenorhabditis angaria
Lineage: Eukaryota; Metazoa; Nematoda; Chromadorea; Rhabditida; Rhabditidae
Source: the annotation of a GenBank genome assembly